AUGCCUCGUCCAAAUCUUUAUUCUAGUUUCUUUAGCCAGUCUUUUGUAGUGUGUAGUGACCCACAAUCGUAUCUGACAGGUGUCGAGACAUCUCCUAUCCACUGUACUGAGUUCUAUGGUCUGUCGUCUGAUCAAGACAAGGGUGUCCGGGAGCCAUGCAUGCGUCGGACUAGCUCAGCUUGUUCGGACCUUUCACGAUACCUCCAGUCAUGUUCAGCAAACAAUAAAUCUAAAUGGUGGAUAGGGCCCAAACGACGAUUCUCAACCCUCAGUUAUUCGGAUGAAGAUGAUGCGAGCUACCAUAAGCAUUCGAGAAACGAAAGGAGCCUUUCGGCAGACGCGCUCUUUUGCCAAGAAACGUUGGCAACACCUCAACUCACAUUGGAUGAGCGUGACCAGAGUACAUUCCCGUGCCUUACUUCUCCUUUAGCCGAAGAUUUACGGUCUUGGUUACCUGCUCGUGUAGCAGUUGCAGAUAAAUGGUCACUUCUCUACAGCCUCGAUCAGCAUGGCUGUAGUUUAAGCACUUUGUACAACCGUAUUCACGACAAAGGACCAUGUCUUCUAGUACUACAGAACACAGAAGACGAAACAUUUGGAGCCUAUCUAUCGGAGCCGUUUAAAGUAAAUUCCAAAUAUUAUGGAUCGGGUGAAUGCUUCUUGUGGCGUACAGAUUCUUCAAAUAAGCUUCAUGUAUAUCCGUGGACAAUGGCCAACGACUAUCUUUUGUAUUCCGAUCAAGACAUACUUGCAGUUGGUGGAAGCAACGGUAAAUUUGGUCUUUGCCUUCACGCAAAUCUGACAGACGGACACAGUCAACCAUGCCUCACCUUUAAUAACCCAGCCUUGACACAAGAUCCUUCUUUCGAAUGUGUUGGCAUCGAAUUCUGGGGAUUCAAAUUUUGAAAAGCAACAACAUGAAACCUUUAUCAUCAUCUUUAUUUCUUAUCUUUACAAAAAGUACUAUCUUAUUAUUAUCAACUAUAUCAUUCUUCCUUUAUCUUAUUCGCAUCUUAUACAAAAAAAACCAAGCAAUUAUUUUUCUU
Messenger RNA from Phycomyces blakesleeanus NRRL 1555(-), 1046 nucleotides. RefSeq lists its product as hypothetical. The coding region runs from base 1 to 906 and encodes 301 amino acids. Lineage: Eukaryota; Fungi; Mucoromycota; Mucoromycetes; Mucorales; Phycomycetaceae. The record is from RefSeq and is a predicted model, not a curated record. Gene Ontology annotation, cellular component: nucleus. The transcript is spliced from 5 exons. Gene Ontology annotation, biological process: response to oxidative stress.